Brettanomyces bruxellensis is the source of this 2049-nucleotide messenger RNA. RefSeq lists its product as uncharacterized. Gene Ontology annotation, biological process: carbohydrate metabolic process; cell wall organization. Gene Ontology annotation, molecular function: 1,3-beta-glucanosyltransferase activity; glucan endo-1,3-beta-D-glucosidase activity. NCBI's taxonomy places the organism in Eukaryota, Fungi, Ascomycota, Pichiomycetes, Pichiales, Pichiaceae. The record is from RefSeq and is a predicted model, not a curated record. Bases 1 to 2049 code for a protein of 682 amino acids. Gene Ontology annotation, cellular component: extracellular region; fungal-type cell wall; cell surface. The transcript has a single exon.
AUGAGUACGAAUUCAGAAAGUUUUACAUCAAAAGAUAAGUUGAUGUUUAACGAUUCGCCUGGAUCGCGUACAGUAUCCAUGCUCCUUGAUGAUUAUAAUGAUCUUGAAACUUUGCCAUCGAGAGACAACAGGCCGCCGGAAACGGACGAUCAAUUAGAUGAUAACGAAAUAUCAAUACAGUUGAAGGAUGCGGUAGGUAAGGCUGAGUUAAGAAGCAUUCCUGGUAGUAUUCCUCUGUCUAGUUAUCCCAGAAUUACCACAACAGUUGGCGGUUCAACUAAAUCAGUUAAAAGUGGCAACACAAAUAUGCAAACUAAAUCGUCGUUUCGUUAUCAAAACUCUAAAGUAAGGCAAUUCAUGGCACAGUCUAAUAUAAGUCAAAGAGCUGGACAUACAAUUGAGUCUAAAAAGCCAUCUUCCAUAGAUGGUUCACAACAGUUUGUUCCAAAUAAUAUGAAUAAUGAAAUGCUCUCUUCCGUUGAGCCUAUUAAUAUAAUAAGCCCAGUGGAAAUAGAUCCCUCUUCAAGCGACCCUCCUAGUCAAUAUGAUGGAAUGACAGUUCCAGAUGCUAUUCCAGGUGAUGAAACAUUGAAAGAAAAUAGUUAUAGCGGUAAUAUAAGCCCAGGAUUUGAAAAGGAGGAAAAGCCCAAUAGGAAGUUUCAAAGAGCGGUCAACAUGAAUGGAGAAGGCUCCUCAGAUUAUAGUAGAUCGAAGAGCCUGGAUUAUUCUUUUGAGAACAAGAAUUCCAGAAAUGACGAGAAAGUUAAAAGUGCAAUCAAUAUUUGGAAAUAUGUUUGUGUCGGGACACUUGCUGGUGCCAUUAUCAUGUUUUUGGUAACCUUAUCCGUAAAGUUUAUCAAUGACUCAAAAUUACCUCCGCAGCAAAAAAUACAAUCCAAUGACCUUAUAAAUGCCUUUGAAAACUCGGAUAAUAGAACAAGAGAUGAUCUACUUAAAUAUUUUAUGAAUAAGUAUGAUCUGCUCCAAAAUGGGUUAAAGCCAGAAAAUAUAACUUCGGAGAAUGAACAUCUAAUGACUGUACAAACCUGGUUAACAGGCCCAGUCACCGGUGUUGAGAAUAACUUUGAAAAGAUCAAUCCGGAAUUUAAAAAUGAUAGGGAAAUUCAGUCUUUGAUGAAAGCAGAUGAUCUCAAACAAACAUUUUACUGUUUAGCAUAUGCUCCCAGAGGAGUCAUAGAACCACAAUGUGGGGCAACCCAAAGAGAUAUAUUACUUGAUAUUGCUAGGAUGUCCAAGGUUACAAAUAAAAUUAGAACAUAUGGUACACAGUGUAACCAAACGGCGAUGAUUCUUGAAGCUAUCAGGCAAUUGCAUGUUAAUCUGACACUUUCAAUGGGAAUAUGGAUUGGAGAGGAUACUUUUAUUAAUGAUAAACAAUUUGAUGAUAUGCGAGAUUUGUUAAAUAAGUAUCCGGAAACAAUGUUUGAUUCAAUUUUUGUUGGUAAUGAGGUUUUAUAUCGAGAGGAUAAAUCUGUGGACGAAUUGGCUAGUUUAAUUACAAGAGUGAAAGAUCAUCUUCACUCCAUAAGUUAUGAAAGAAUUCAAGUUGGAACUUCUGAAUUAGGUUCAUUGGUUAACAAUAAAAUUCUUGAUGUGUGUGAUUUUGUUUCUGUUAAUAUACAUCCAUUUUUCAGUGGUGUUUCUGCAAGCGAAGGAAGGAAAUGGACUAUACAUUAUUUAAAAAAUCAGGUACUGCCUCUCUUAGGAAACUCGCACGACAAAAAAGUUGUGAUAUCGGAAAUUGGCUGGCCAUAUACAGGAGGUGAGUAUGAGAGUGCUAUAGCCAAUUACACGGAAAUGCAACUAUUUUUAAAUGAUUGGAUAUGUGAAGCACAAAAUAACAAGAUUUAUUCUAUAUAUUUUGAAGCAUUCGACGAACCAUGGAAGGAAAUCUUUUAUGAUGGUUCUCAAAGAUGGGAAACAAAUUGGGGAUUUUUUGACUCAGAGAGACAAAUGAAGAAAAAUAUCUUAAUUCCAGACUGUCGGAAAGAUCGUAAAGCGAUACAGGCCUCAUUCAAAUUAUUUUAA